AUGACUACAUUCAACGCACCGCCCUCAUUGGAAGCCCCCGAACUGCAAGUAGUCGCUCAGCGAGAAGACAUACUUCGAGAAUUCUUUGGUAGUGUUGGGCAAGGAGUAUAUAUUGAGCCUCCCCUAUUCGUGGACUACGGUUGCAAUAUCAGUAUAGGCACCGGAUUCUACGCCAACUUUCAAACCAAAUCUAACCAGAAUCUUCUCAAGUCUCGCUGUCUUGGACUGUGGCCUAGUUUCCAUUGGGACGAUGUUAUGAUUGGGCCUAAUGUCAACAUUAUCACAGGAGAACAUGAGACGGGGAUCGAAGCGCGAAAGGCACAUAGAGGACUGGAAUUUACGGGACCCGUUGUCAUUAGCGAUGAUUGCUGGAUUGGAGCUAAUGUGACGAUCCUGGCUGGAGUCACUAUUGGUCAUGGAUCUUCCAUCGGUGCUGGCUCCGUAGUAAAGCAGGAUAUACCAGCCUUGAGUGUUGCAGUUGGUAGUCCCGCUCGAGUUAUCAGAUCGGAAUAA
Penicillium concentricum is the source of this 513-nucleotide messenger RNA. Its product is annotated as sugar O-acetyltransferase. The transcript is spliced from 2 exons. Lineage: Eukaryota; Fungi; Ascomycota; Eurotiomycetes; Eurotiales; Aspergillaceae. Bases 1 to 513 code for a protein of 170 amino acids. The record is from RefSeq and is a predicted model, not a curated record.